Molecule: messenger RNA, 948 nt
Organism: Elephantulus edwardii (Cape elephant shrew)
Lineage: Eukaryota; Metazoa; Chordata; Mammalia; Macroscelidea; Macroscelididae
Product: olfactory receptor 1D2-like
Exons: 1
Coding region: 1-948 (315 amino acids)
Biological process (GO): G protein-coupled receptor signaling pathway
Cellular component (GO): membrane
Molecular function (GO): G protein-coupled receptor activity; olfactory receptor activity
Source: RefSeq, a predicted model, not a curated record
AUGAGUGGAGACAACCAGACUGGGACAUCCGACUUCCUGCUCAUUGGACUCUCAGAGAAUCCCAAGCAGCAGAGAAUCCUGUUUUGGAUGUUCCUGUCCAUGUACCUGGUCACAGUGGUGGGGAAUGUACUUAUCAUCUUAGCCAUCAGCACUGACUCCCACCUGCACACUCCUAUGUACAUCUUCUUGGUCAACCUCUCCUUCACUGACCUCUUCUUUGUCACCAACACAGUUCCCAAAAUGUUGGUCAAUCUCCAGUCCCAGAACAAAGCUAUUUCCUAUGCAGGAUGCCUGACACAGCUCUACUUCUUGAUUUCCUUGGUAACCCUGGACAACUUUAUUCUUGCAGCAAUGGCCUAUGACCGCUAUGUGGCCAUUUGUCGCCCCCUCCACUAUAGCACAGUCAUGAAUCCUGGCCUCUGUAUUUUGAUCUUGGCAUUCUGUUGGAUCCUUUCUGUCCUUUAUGGUCUCAUCCUUACUCUUCCUAUGACCAAGGUGUCGUUCUGUGGGCCCCGGAAAAUCCACUAUAUCUUCUGUGAGAUGUACGUUCUGCUGAGACUUGCAUGUUCUGACACUCAGGUCAAUCACAUAAUACUGAUUGCCACUGGCUGCUUCAUCUUCCUCAUUCCCUGUGGGUUCAUGAUUGUGUCCUAUGUCCGAAUAGUCAGAGCCAUCCUCCGAAUAAUCUCCACCUCUGGGAAGUACAAAGCCUUCUCUACAUGUGCUUCCCAUCUGGGUGUGGUCUCCCUCUUCUAUGGGACACUUGGCAUGGUAUAUCUUCAGCCUCUCCACACCUAUUCCAUGAAGGACUCUGUGGCUACAGUGAUGUAUGCUGUAGUGACACCAAUGAUGAACCCUUUCAUCUACAGCCUGAGGAACAAGGACAUGCAUAGGGCUCUGGGGAAACUCUUCCUACGGAAACACUUUCAGAGACUGACAAAAGGAUAA